AUGGCUCGCGAAUCGCGAGUUAACGGUUCGCAACAUUUCGACCGGAUCAAGGAGAUCGUGCUAAAUCGAGUCGAAAGGAACCGAACCGUCACUUUGGCGCAGCUCAAACGAAUAUUGUGCUUGCAUUUCGGCCGCACCUACUUCCGCAGGCGAAAAUACGUCGACUUGCUAACGCACGUUAUAGAGUAUCUGUUGUACACAAGGAAAGUUAUCGUCGUCAAUCCGGACGGGCUGAACGCGGAGACGGUGUAUGGCGCGGUCAGUUACACCACGGCGGUUUUCAAUAUCAUUACAAAAGAAAUGCUGUCAAUGUUCGAACAAAAUUUUCGUUCAAACCCAUCGAACUUGUUAGCGCAAAACAUAUGUACGAUGUACGACCCUUUCAAAAUGUCACUGUCGAGACAAAUUGUUCAAGAACGACAAGAUCAUCAUUAUUUUUGCACGAAGAUCGAGGGUAGUGGUGUUCCGAUAAGCAGUCAAAAGAAUUCCGGCCGUUGUUGGAUUUUCGCCUGUUUAAACGUAAUACGUGUGUCGUUCAUGAAAACAUAUGGUAUUAAACAAUUUGAAUUCAGCCAAGCUUACGUGUUUUUCUGGGAUAAGAUCGAGCGAAGCAAUCAUUUUUUAAACACGAUAGUAUUGGUGACUAAAAAUGGAUUGACUUUAAGUUCAAGAAUAGUCACAAGUCUACUAAAAAACCCUAUCGAAGAUGGUGGUUAUUGGACUAUGGCAGUAAAUAUUAUUAAAAAGUAUGGGCUCAUGCCAAAGUCACAUUUCCCAGAAUGUUAUAGUAGUGAAGAUAGUAGAGAACUCAACGACAUUUUAAAUAGUAAACUCCGGGAGUUCGCUAUUGUCUUACACGAUAUGGUUAUCAGAGGCGCGUCGAACAAACAGAUCAAAGACGAAAUCGAAAAAGACAUGAUCAUCGUGUACCGGAUCGUUGGCAUCUGCUUGGACAUUCCGAAACCGACAUUCAAUUGGUACUAUCGCAGUAGUAAAAACCAACAGUGCUCUUAUCAAAAGAUUACACCGCUGCAGUUCUACGAGUCAGUAGUCCGGCCUACUUACGACCUCGAAAAUAAGGUUUCUUUGGUAUCGGAUCCCCGAGCAAACAACCGAUUCGGCCAACUCUACACGUUGGACUUGAUCGGAAACGUUAUCGAAGGAUCCAAAGUGGUGUACAACAAUCAGCCGAUCGAGGUUUUGUUGGAAGCUUGUAAAAAUUCCAUUUCCAAGCUUAACGAACCGGUCUGGUACAGUUGUGAAGUAAACCAAAAGUUUUCAUCCGAGCUCGGCAUUGAAGAUUUAAAAAUACAUGAUUUAGAAUCGAUGUUCGGCACCGAUACGUCGGUUACAAUGACCAAAAGCGAACGAAUGUUGUAUCACGAUUCGAGUCCAACACACGCGAUGGUAUUGACUGGAUUUCAUUCUGAAAACGAUGAAAUUACUAGAUGGCGCGUAGAAAACUCUUGGGGCCCUAACAUGCACAUACGCGGACACAUAAUGAUGACCACCGAGUGGUUUAAAGAAUACGUGUUCGAAGUGGUCGUUGACAAGAAAUUACUGCCGAAACAUGUGAUGGACGUAUUUGAUCAGGAAAUGAUAAAGUUGCCUGUUUGGGAUCAGCUCGGGACCAUUUUGUUCGUGAAAUAA
Messenger RNA from Sipha flava (yellow sugarcane aphid), 1650 nucleotides. RefSeq names its product bleomycin hydrolase-like. The transcript has 9 exons. The coding region runs from base 1 to 1650 and encodes 549 amino acids. The record is from RefSeq and is a predicted model, not a curated record. NCBI's taxonomy places the organism in Eukaryota, Metazoa, Arthropoda, Insecta, Hemiptera, Aphididae. Gene Ontology annotation, cellular component: cytoplasm. Gene Ontology annotation, molecular function: cysteine-type aminopeptidase activity. Gene Ontology annotation, biological process: L-homocysteine catabolic process; response to toxic substance; proteolysis.